AGAUUUACUUCUAUCUAAAACUUUUUUUUUUCAAAAAGCAUUCAUUGCCAAUCGUCCGACAAGAACCCGCAAAAGACCCUUUCCUCCAAAACCACAUCAUAAACUAAGUCAACUGAAAGAAAAUGUAAGCACAAAAAAAUAUAAACACCAUAGGAUUAAUAUAUAAAUAAACCAGCACCACAAAACAAACUAUAAAAAAAGCAGAAUUAUAUUUUUUUUUACCGAACAACGAACGCGUCUUUGUUUACACAACAAACCCUCGCGAACCAAACGUCACAACACAGGAGCAGAUAAUCCACCAGCUAAGAAGUGCUACCUAAUUAACCAUACGAAGAUCCUCCUAAUAAGUCAAAACAGAUAAUGCAGAAGUCAUACGAUAAAUUACGAGAACAGAAAGACUGUCGAGGGAAAGUACAAUUAAAUGUCUGAAGGCCAUUGAAAGAAGACUGAAAGAAGAGGGUACCAAGCACCUGAGAGCAUCUACUGGAACAAAAAGAGAGCAGAGAUCGGCAGCUGUGACACCCCGGCUGUGGUCAGACCUGGGAUUCCGUCAGAUGUCUGGAGUGCAGGAUGCAUAGUUGCAGAGGCUAUUGUUGGCUGCCAGUUGUUCCCUAGUUUUUGUGAGACCAAUGUUAAUAAGGCCGUGAAAGCAGCUCUUUCCAGCAGUGCGGCCAACUAUUCACCGCAGUUUUUGGAUGGGGCAUAUGACUUUAUAACCAGAUGUUUACAAAUCUCACCAGGGGACCGUGCCAGUCCGCGAGAGCUCUUGAGUAGCCCCUGGCUAGCCCAGGCCUACCGUCCUACGUUCCAUGACUUGUCACUACUUCGGACCACUGUGUUGCGUGUUCUCAAUGUGGCAGAUGCCCACCAGCUUGAGGGCAUUCCUGAAGGUAAAGUUGUGGAGAAUUAUUUUUUGCAGCUUUGCAAGAAGCAUGGGGAUGUCAUUGACUACCACCUGGAAGUGGCACUCGGGGCUUUCUUUGUGCAGUACCAUCAGGCUUCGGAUGCAGAGGAAGCAUACUAUAUCCUCUCCAAGACAAUCUUCAAUGACAGAACACUAAUUGUAACAUUUUUUGACCUCGACUUGUGGCAACAAAGAGAGUUAUAUUGAGCUCUUAAUGGUCUCAAAGUGUACAUAUUUUCCAUAUGUUGAUGUAAAAAGUGCAAGUCAUGUUUUGUGUAUGAGCAUUCAGAUAAGGCCAUAUAGUAGUAAUCUCACCCAUGUAUAGUAUUUAGUCCACUGCAGUUUCCUUGAUGGUAGAGUUAGUAGUAGUUGUUUCAGAAAAUAUAAUUUGUUCCCUCCACCCCACUCCAAAAACAAAAAAGAAAUGUGUAGAAGAGAGAUAGUAGGUAAUAUUUCAGUAAAUGAGUAGGCAGACAUAUAGGAUAUGAAAUGAUAUCUCUUCCAUUAGAUGUGCUAAUUUAAGAAAUUGAAAUGGGACUGGAGUUCAUCUUGUUUCCAAAGAGAAUUGUGCUGUGAAAGUAAUUUAUCUUCCCUCUCAUAACGUGCAUUUACUGUAUGAAGUCGAGUGAUUUUAUUUUGUUGCAAAAAAGAAAAAAAUCAAUGAAAGUUUUCUAAAGUAUCAUUUUUAGGCAUUCAUAAAUGUUCAUUAUUUAUCAUAUUAGGACCUGUGUGUAGUACUGAUGUUUUUAACCCAAUGUACGUGGGCUU
This is a messenger RNA of Penaeus monodon (black tiger shrimp), 1672 nucleotides long. RefSeq names its product serine/threonine-protein kinase Kist-like. Gene Ontology annotation, molecular function: ATP binding; ribonucleoprotein complex binding; protein serine/threonine kinase activity. Gene Ontology annotation, cellular component: neuronal ribonucleoprotein granule; nucleus. The record is from RefSeq and is a predicted model, not a curated record. Lineage: Eukaryota; Metazoa; Arthropoda; Malacostraca; Decapoda; Penaeidae. Gene Ontology annotation, biological process: peptidyl-serine phosphorylation; positive regulation of translational initiation; regulation of protein export from nucleus.